Erigeron canadensis is the source of this 806-nucleotide messenger RNA. Its product is annotated as extracellular ribonuclease LE-like. NCBI's taxonomy places the organism in Eukaryota, Viridiplantae, Streptophyta, Magnoliopsida, Asterales, Asteraceae. The record is from RefSeq and is a predicted model, not a curated record. The transcript has 4 exons. Bases 9 to 713 code for a protein of 234 amino acids. Gene Ontology annotation, molecular function: RNA binding; ribonuclease T2 activity. Gene Ontology annotation, biological process: RNA catabolic process. Gene Ontology annotation, cellular component: extracellular region.
CACAUUAUAUGAAGAUGAUGAUGAUGAUAUCCAACAAUAAUAAUGCUUUGUUGUUGAUCAAGCUCUUGACCCUGCAUUCUCUACUAGUCCUCGCUGCUUCGCAAGAUUUCGACUUCUUCUAUUUUGUUCAACAGUGGCCAGGAUCGUAUUGUGACACGAAACAAAGUUGCUGCUACCCAAGUACUGGAAAGCCGGCAUCAGAUUUUGGAAUUCAUGGGCUUUGGCCCAAUAGAAACGAUGGUUCCUAUCCCUCCAAUUGUGACUCUACCAAUCCUUUCGAUGUGUCCAAGAUUUCAGACCUUACUAGUCAUAUGCAAUCAGAGUGGCCAACAUUAUCGUGCCCAAGCAACAACGGGUUAGCAUUUUGGGGUCAUGAGUGGGACAAGCACGGGACUUGCUCUGAAUCUGUACUCAACCAACAUGAUUAUUUCGCCACCACCCUUAGCCUCAAGAACCAAAUUGAUCUCUUACAGGCCCUCAAAAGCGCCGGAGUACAACCAAAUGGGCAAAAGUAUACUCUGAGUAGCAUAAAGAGCGCGAUUCAAGGGGCGAGUGGUUUCACCCCAUGGAUCGAGUGCAACAAUGACACGUCGGGUAAUAGUCAAUUGUAUCAAAUCUACUUGUGUGUCGACUCAUCAGCUUCGAGGUUUAUACAAUGUCCUGUGUUUCCAAAAGGAAGUUGUGGCUCCUCCAUCGAAUUUCCUAAGUUCUAAUCUAACUUACAUAUUUGUAUUUCUCAAGGAAGGAAAUUGAUUGUGUGUUUUGUUCAAUGAACAUGUCUUUUUUAACUUUCUGUUACAUUUGUA